This is a messenger RNA of Protobothrops mucrosquamatus (brown spotted pit viper), 2632 nucleotides long. It is a transcript of the gene RAD17, whose product is annotated as RAD17 checkpoint clamp loader component. The record is from RefSeq and is a predicted model, not a curated record. Gene Ontology annotation, molecular function: chromatin binding; DNA clamp loader activity. Gene Ontology annotation, biological process: DNA damage checkpoint signaling; mitotic DNA replication checkpoint signaling; DNA repair. Gene Ontology annotation, cellular component: nucleus; Rad17 RFC-like complex. NCBI's taxonomy places the organism in Eukaryota, Metazoa, Chordata, Lepidosauria, Squamata, Viperidae.
UUUUUAAAGGCAUUUGAUCAUAUACUUUGGAUGGAAACUGCAAAGGCUGAUGAUGUCAAAAAAUCUUCAAAAAGAAAGGCAGCCCCAACUAAAGAGAUUGAUUGGGUGGAACCAUCUUUUAUUGAUUUUUGUGAGACUGCCAAACUAUCAUCUAGUAUUCUCCAUAAAAAAUCGCUCACAGAUAUUGACAAUUAUCACGAGAGCAAAGAGCAUUUUCCUCUGCUUGAAAAUUACAAGUGUGGUAGAAAAAUAAGAAAACCACUUUCUGUAGAUGAGAAAUAUAAACUCUUCAAACAAAAUCACAUCCAAAUUGAACCAUGGGUAGAUAAAUACAAACCAAAAACUCAGAGUGACCUUGUCAUACACAAGAAAAAAAUUGAAGAAGUUGAAAGAUGGUUAAAAGGUCACAUAUUUCAAAAUCAGCCAAGACAGGGAGGCUCCAUCCUAGUAUUAACUGGCCCUCCAGGAUGUGGAAAAUCUGCUACUGUGGAAAUAUUAGCCAAGGACCUUGGCAUUCAGAUACAAGAAUGGAUAAAUCCUGUAGCACUAGACUUCAAAAAAUAUGACGACUUUCAAGUUGCUUUCAAUCAUGAAUCAGAUUUUCAGAUACUUCCUUAUCAGAGCCAGGCAGCUAUCUUUCAAGAAUUUCUCCUAAGAGCAAACAAGUAUAUCAAGCUUCAGAUGGUUGGAGAGGCCAUGGACACUGACAAAAGACUCAUUCUUGUGGAAGAUAUGCCAAACCAUUUUUAUCAUGACCCUAACAGUUUACAUGACAUUCUGAGGAGUUUUUUGCGGACAAGCAGAUGUCCUCUUGUAUUUAUAAUAUCGGAUGUUUUCAGCAGAGGGAGCAGCCAAAGGUCUCUAUUCCCAAAGGCAAUUCAGGAAGAGCUGUGUAUAGCAACCAUUAGUUUUAACCCAGUAGCACCAACACUGAUGAUGAAAGCCCUAAAUCGAAUAAUCACAGGGGAGAUCAAUAUGAGAAGAGAUAAAAUUGAUGUCCCUGACAAAGCCUUAUUAGAAGUGAUUUGCAGUGGAUGUUCAGGUGACAUUAGAAGUGCAAUAAACACCCUUCAAUUUUCUUCUCUAAAAGGGAAGCCAUCAGACAAGAGCUUAUGGUCACAAAGAAAGAAAAAUUAUGUUUUAAAAUGUGAUACAUCAUCUAAAAUAAAGAAGAAAAAACUAUUCAAUAAUUUUUUAGAAGACCAACAAAUACCAGCUAUUGGUAGCAAGGAUGCUUCCAUCUUCCUUUUCCAUGCUUUGGGGAAAAUACUUUACUGCAAAAGAGAACCAGCUACAGAGGUGGACUUUCCUCAGUUACCUCAACAUUUAUCAGAAUAUGAACGACAGCCCUUGCUUGUUCAACCUGAGGAUGUCAUAGAAAAAUCACAUAUGCCUGGGGACUUAUUUAAUGUAUACCUUCACCAGAAUUAUUUGGAGUUCUUCUCUGAUAUUGAUGAUAUUGUAAGAGCCAGUGAAUAUUUAAGUACUGCAGAUUUUCUUUGCAGUAACUGGGAUGCACGAGCUACAUUUCAAAAGUACAGUGCCUCUGUAGCCACAAGAGGUGUGAUGCACUCAAACCGAGCCAGAGCUCUUGCACAAUGCAAAGGAGGAAUGGGCUUUAGACCUUUUCAUAAACCGCAAUGGAUCCUAAUUAAUAGAAAGUAUCAAGAAAACUGCUUUGCUGCAAAAUCCCUCUUUUCAAGUUUCUGUUUAGCACCAUUGUGUCUUCAGACUGAGCUGAUACCUUAUCUUACCAUGCUGACUAAUCCAAUGAGAAACCAAGCUCAGAUUACCUUUAUUCAGGAUGUUGGGAAACUUCCUUUAAGAAAUCACUUUGGAAGGUUGAAACUUGAAACUCUUACAGAUAAGGAUUCUGCAAUACAAAUCCUGGACAAUGAUGAUGAAGAGGAGUUUUCCGAGAAACAACCUACAAUUCUGCAUACCCAGGGGGAGAAAAUAAAAAACAGUGAGGAAAAUGAACUGGAUGAAUUCCUCCCUACUUCCAGUCAGUGUAAUGGAAAUGAACUACCAGCCAGUCAACCUCAGCCAGUUGCAGCACAAGCAAUAAUGGAAGCAGAUGACCUAAAUAUAGAAGAAUAUGACAGUGAAUAACAUAAAAAGCAAUUCCAAAGCUGUGAUAAUAUUUAAAUUAUAAUUUUACUUUUGUUUCAUAUUUUGUAUUCAAAUGUACAGGAAAGAUAGAAAUAACUUUUGUUAUUUCUGCAAGCUGUUAAUAUUUGUCAUGAAUAACAAUUUGGAGGAAAAUGAGUAUUUAUAUUUUUGAGCUUGUACUGAAAAGCUUCAGUUAAAACUCAAGUUUUCGCUUCUCAUCCAUACAGAAGAAUGAAAAUAAAUGAGAAGAAAUAUAUUUACUUUGAUAUUUUAUACCUGUAUUUAUCUUGUAGAUACUGAAGGCAUUGUCAAAUAUUUUGUUACUGUUUCACAAGUUUAGAUCUAACUUGCGAUGAUGAAACAUUGCACAAAAUGUUUAAUCUGGGCUGUGUAAUAUUUAAUAUGUAAAUAAGUCUCUGGAUGCCUUAUUAAUAAAUUGUAUCAUAGUUUCUGAAACAAAAAUGUUUACAUAUGUUUCGGACAAUUCUAUCUUGAAAAGUAUUAAAACUGAUCGAGGGGA